AUGGCACCCGUGUCGUUAACGCCUCAAUAUCCCCCCCAGCCUUAUGGCUUCGCUCCUCCACCCUCCCCUCCUUUGGACGACUCCAACAAGUGCUCACUGCCCUCGAUAUCGAACCUGCUCGUCAUGGCCGAUCAGGGAUCUCCUACCUCAGAGACAUCUCCUCAGUCUCAGCAAUUACACUUCUCAAAGUCUGACAACCGUCCCAACUCCUCCCAGUUUGGCAACCCAGCAUCGGUCAGGGCGAACCUGCCCCCUAGUCCUCCCAUGUCCUCGGAGGCUUCAUUUGAGGGAUACCACUCUCCUUCAAGCAAGCCAACAAGCCAGUCCCAGGGCAGCUCCAACUACUACUAUGAGACCACGCCGCCUUUGAGCCAACAUGAAGCCGACUCCCGCCAGAUGGCCACUGCUGCACCCAGAGCCCCUGUUCAGCCUUCAACUUUCCAGUCACAGUACCCGUCGCCAGCUGGCUACUCGAGUCAGUCAGGCAUCAACCCUUACUAUCCUCCCAUGCAGCCGACACCCCCUCCGCAGCAGCAGAUGCCGGCCUUGUACUACCAGCGUCCACUUCCUCAGACUUUCACCCCUUCUGUGCCAGUGUCAGUUACCCUGGCGCCAGCCACGGGAGCGAACCCUUGGCAACAUCACCACUAUAUUGCCCCUUCUUCCACCGCCUCGUUCCCGCAGUCUCAGGACCGGUAUAUCUGCCAGACCUGCAACAAGGCCUUCUCUCGGCCUAGCUCGUUGAGAAUCCACAGCCACUCACACACCGGCGAGAAGCCUUUCAAGUGCCCCCAUGCUGGUUGCGGAAAGGCCUUCAGCGUUCGCAGCAACAUGAAGCGUCAUGAGCGUGGAUGCCACAGCUUUGAGAGCAGCAACAGCAACAACAACGGCAACAGCAACGGCGGCGCAGCUGCCUAA
Sordaria macrospora k-hell is the source of this 918-nucleotide messenger RNA. RefSeq lists its product as uncharacterized. Gene Ontology annotation, biological process: regulation of transcription by RNA polymerase II. Gene Ontology annotation, molecular function: DNA-binding transcription factor activity, RNA polymerase II-specific; RNA polymerase II cis-regulatory region sequence-specific DNA binding. Gene Ontology annotation, cellular component: nucleus. The record is from RefSeq and is a predicted model, not a curated record. Lineage: Eukaryota; Fungi; Ascomycota; Sordariomycetes; Sordariales; Sordariaceae.